CUCCGUAGGCGAUCAAUGUCCUCGACUCUACUGAAGAUGGAUGUACUUCAUAUUUUGCAGACGAACUUUGUGUCUAUUGUAAUCGGAUUUGUCGUUAUUAUUUUAUUGUGGAUGAAUCGAGGCAAACAAAGCAACUCACGUUUGCCUCCUGGUCCUUCACCGAUUCCUCUGCUUGGUAACUUGUUACGAAUGGAUGUGAAAGCGCCAUACAAGCUCUACAUGCAGCUCAGUAAGAAGUAUGGCUCAGUGUUUACUGUAUGGCUGGGCUCCAAACCUGUAGUGGUGAUCUCUGGCUUUCAGGCUAUCAAGGAUGCUUUUGUCACACAAGGAGAAGAGUUCAGCGGCAGAGCCAACUACCCCGUGAUCAUGACAGUCUCUAAAGGAUAUGGGGUGAUGGUGAGCAGUGGGAAGAGAUCAAAAGAUCUUCGCAGGUUCUCGCUGAUGACCCUGAAAACCUUUGGGAUGGGGCGCAGGAGCAUCGAAGAACGUGUCCAAGAAGAGGCUAAGAUGCUGGUGAAAGCCUUCGGUGAAUAUGGAGAUUCAGUUGUCAAUCCCAAAGAAUUGCUUUGCAAUUGUGUUGGCAAUGUGAUCUGCUCCAUAGUCUUUGGGCACAGGUUUGAAAAUGACGACCCAAUGUUUCAGCUCAUCCAAAAGGCUGUUGAUGCCUACUUCCUUGUACUCAGCAGCCCUAUUGGAGCGAUGUACAACAUGUUCCCUAGAAUCGUUUGGUGCUUUCCAGGCAAACACCAUGAGAUGUUUGCUAUCGUAAACAAGGCCAAAGAUUACAUACAAGGGCAAGCAGAAAUCCGUCUUAAAACCCUUAACAUCUCUGAACCUCAGGACUUCAUCGAGGCCUUCCUGGUUAAAAUGAUGGAGGAGAAAGAUGAUCCUAACACUGAGUUCAACAAUGAUAAUAUGGUGAUGACUGCAUGGAGCCUGUUUGCUGCUGGAACAGAAACCACAUCAUCCACCCUAAGACAAUCAUUUCUGAUGAUGAUAAAGUACCCUCACAUUCAAGAGAGUGUUCAGAAGGAGAUAGAUGAGGUGAUUGGCUCAAGAGUGCCCACGGUUGACGACAGAGUUAAAAUGCCCUACACGGAUGCUGUCAUUCACGAAGUCCAGCGAUACAUGGACCUCAGUCCCACCUCUGUACCCCACAAAGUGAUCAGAGAUACAGAGUUCUACAACUACCACAUUCCAGAGGGUACCAUGGUCCUGCCUCUGCUGUCCUCUGUGCUUGCUGAUCCCAAACUGUUUAAAAACCCAGAUGAGUUUGACCCAGAGAACUUCCUGGAUGAAAAUGGAGUCUUUAAGAAAAAUGAUGGAUUCUUUGCUUUUGGAGUGGGGAAGCGGGCUUGUCCUGGGGAGGCUCUGGCCAGAGUGGAGCUCUUUCUCUUCUUUACCUCCCUCCUGCAGCGCUUCACUUUCACCGGCACCAAACCUCCAGAGGAGAUCAACAUCGAGCCAUCGUGCUCCAGCUUUGGCCGCGUGCCGCAUUCCUAUGAUUGCUACAUCAAACUCAGGACUGAGGAGUGAC
Molecule: messenger RNA, 1537 nt
Organism: Oncorhynchus kisutch (coho salmon)
Lineage: Eukaryota; Metazoa; Chordata; Actinopteri; Salmoniformes; Salmonidae
Product: cytochrome P450 2M1
Exons: 9
Coding region: 16-1536 (506 amino acids)
Biological process (GO): xenobiotic metabolic process
Cellular component (GO): cytoplasm; intracellular membrane-bounded organelle
Molecular function (GO): iron ion binding; heme binding; oxidoreductase activity, acting on paired donors, with incorporation or reduction of molecular oxygen, reduced flavin or flavoprotein as one donor, and incorporation of one atom of oxygen
Source: RefSeq, a predicted model, not a curated record